AUUUAAAGGGAAGCAGCCAUUCCGAAAGCGUUCCCCAACCCCUCCCCGUUUUUCUAACUGGUCAUUCAGGACAGCACCGUUUCCGUUAAAUUGAACGUUGCACCCCGAUUUUUCGUAGCCUACUGAACGCAGCACUGGGUCACAAUGACUUAAUCGCUGCCGCUACAGUAAAAAAAAAACCAGAACCUAUAGGCGGACGAACAUCAAGGGAGCCAUGAUUCCUGUGACAGAGUUCCGGCAGUUCUCAGAGCAGCAGCCACAGUUCCGGGUUCUGAAGCCCUGGUGGGAUGUGUUCACAGACUACCUCUCUGUGGUCAUGCUAAUGAUCGGAGUGUUCGGAUGCACCCUACAGGUGAGGCAGGACAAAAUAAUCUGCCUUCCCCAAAAAAUGACCAUGUACAACCAAACAAUACUCUUACCAAAUAAAACUGCUGUGCAGCCAGAUGUCCCCGAGAUGAUGGGCCGGAAAACGAACCUGGACUUCCAGCAGUAUAGCUUCAUCAACCAGAUGUGCUAUGAGAAAGCUCUGCACUGGUACGCCAAGUACUUCCCUUACCUAGUCCUCAUACACACCCUCAUCUUCAUGGUGUGUAGCAAUUUCUGGUUCAAGUUCCCAGGUUCCAGCUCUAAGAUAGAGCAUUUCAUCUCCAUCUUGGGAAAGUGCUUCGACUCCCCCUGGACUACCAGAGCUCUGUCCGAGGUAUCUGGAGAGAACCCAGAGGAGAAGGUAUUGUUGGACACCAAGAAGAGUAGAGCGAUCCUCAAUGUGUCUAUAGAGGGGAACCUGGACAACCUGGAGAAGACCCAGUCCCUCAAAUCCGUCCCAGAGAAGAUCGUAGUGGACAAGCCCACAGCCAGCGCCCUGGAUAAGAAGGAAGGAGAACAGGCCAAAGCUCUAUUUGAGAAGGUGAAGAAGUUCCGCCUGCACGUCGAAGAGGGGGACAUCCUCUAUGUUAUGUAUGUUCGCCAGACUGUUCUCAAGGUGUUCAAGUUCCUCCUCAUCAUCGCGUAUAACAGUGCUUUAGUCUCUGAGGUGCAGAUCACAGUGAAGUGCAGUGUGGACAUACAGGACAUGACGGGAUAUAAGCAUUUCUCCUGUAAUCACACCAUGGCCCACCUGUUCUCUAAGUUGUCGUACUGUUACCUGUGCUUCGUGGCUGUGUACGGAUUCACCUGCCUCUACACUUCCUACUGGCUCUUCUACCGCUCGCUGAAGGAGUACUCCUUUGAAUACGUGCGGCAAGAAACGGGAAUCGAUGACAUCCCAGACGUAAAGAAUGACUUUGCCUUCAUGCUGCACAUGAUCGACCAGUAUGAUCCACUGUAUUCCAAGAGGUUCGCAGUGUUCCUGUCUGAGGUCAGCGAGAACAAACUGAAACAGCUGAACCUGAACCAUGAAUGGACGCCAGAGAAGCUGCGUCAGAGACUGCUGACCAACCACAACGACAGACUGGAGCUGCAGCUGUUCAUGCUGUCUGGGCUCCCGGACACCAUCUUUGAGGUGACUGAGCUCCAGUCCCUGAAGCUAGAGAUCAUCAACAAUGUAACCAUCCCAGCUUCCAUCACCCAGCUGGAAAACCUCCAGGAGCUGUCUCUGUAUCAGUGUUCCUUAAAGAUCCACACCACAGCCACUUCCUUCCUUAAGGAGAAACUCAAGGUGCUCAGGGUGAAGUUUGAUGACAGCAGGGAGCUACCUCAUUGGCUGUACCACCUGCGGAAUCUAGAGGAGCUCUACCUCAUUGGCUCACUGAGUCCUGACGCUUCGAAGAAUGUGGGUCUGGAGUCCCUGAGGGAGCUGAAGCAUCUGAAGACCCUCUCGAUCAAAAGUAACUUUACAAAGAUCCCCCAGUCCAUUGUGGACGUGUCCAGCCACCUGCAGAGGCUGUACAUCUACAAUGACUGCACCAAGCUGGUGAUGCUCAACAACCUGAAGAAAAUGGUGAACUUGACUGAAUUGGAGCUGGUGCACUGUGACCUGGAACGCAUCCCACAUGCUAUCUUUAGCCUCACAAAUCUACAGGAGUUGGACCUGAAGGAAAACAACCUGCACUCCAUUGAGGAGAUAGUCAGCUGCCAGCACCUUCGCAAACUGACGUGCCUGAAACUCUGGCACAACAGUAUCUGCUACAUCCCUGAGCACAUCAAGAAGCUGGGCAGCCUGGAGCGCCUCUACUUCAGCCACAACAAGAUAGGGAUCUUGUCCCCACACCUGUUCUUAUGCAACAAGCUUCGUUACCUGGACCUGUCCAACAAUGACAUCCGGUUCAUUCCACCAGAGAUCGGCGUCCUACAGAGUCUUCAGUAUUUCUCUGUCACGUGCAACAAGAUCGAGAACCUCCCAGACGAGCUCUUCUUUUGCAAGAAGCUCAAAACCCUCAAGCUGGGCAAGAAUAUGCUGUCGUUGCUCUCACCAAAGAUCUCAUACCUGGUUCUAUUGACACAUCUGGAACUGAAGGGCAACCAUUUUGAGCUCCUGCCUCCAGAGCUGCGGUUCUGUCGGGCGUUGAAGCGUGGCGGCCUAGUAGUGGAGGACGUCCUGUUUGAAACCUUGCCUUCGGAUAUCAGAGACAAAAUGAAGGCUGAGUGAAAUGCUUUACAGUAUCUAUGCAAAGGACCCUGCCAUACACUAGCGUCCUGUCCAGGGGGUGUACUUGUACAUCAAGCUGCCUUACAUAAACAGGAGAUUGGCUUCUGCCAUAUGGGCCAUUCUGGCUUGGACAAGCCAAUUUACAUGUCUGUGCAAAAAUAAAAUGCCAAUUUUGUCUUAAUCUGACAAUCAUAGUCAACCAAAAUUGUAGAUUUUACUGUAUACUUAGCUCAUCAUGAUCAAACUCUAAACACUAUACCCUCAGUUCGUAAUGGGGAACUGUUAUGAUAUUCAUGGGUGUAUGUUUUUGAGUAUUAUGUCUAAGUGUUGCUAUAUAACAGAAGGAAAUAUGUUGUAAUUUAAUGGUUCUUAACAAUAUAAUUAGUCACAGGCAUGGUAUACUUAGCCCUGGUACCAGCCUAUUUGUGCCAGGGGACAACAAAUGCCCACUUUCAUUGAAGCCACGGAAGUUCAUGGCUGACUGCAGUUUUGCAGGCAUUGAUAGCAGAAAACAGGAUCCCCAUUAUAGUGAAUGAAAAAAUGUCAAUCUUUGUGGUCAAUGCGCUAUUGCAUCUUCACAUAAGAAUGAAUGGUGUCAUGUGAUGGAUGUCUUUGUCCAUUCAUAUAUACAGUCAUUGAUUUGUGCUAACAUUCGACUGCUUGUACUCGUAAUGUUUUGCAUGACAUGGAGUGUAGUGGCAAUGAGUGGAAUGAUAGCAUAAACAGAUAUGGGACCAAGCUAAGGUAUACUGUCCAUCAGAUGAUAUCAAUUACUAGAUUGCUUGUUCUUGUAUUGUCGAUACUGUUAUUUAUUACACUGUAAUGUAUUGUGCAGUUUGUCUAGCACGCUUCAUUCAACAUAAACUGGAUAGAAUGCAGGCUUAUAAUCAGAAAGAUAGAAUGCAUACUAGAAUGAAAAUUGUUAAGAAUUCUCUAGUCUGUGGGGUAAAAGUGGGGAGAAGCAUUCAAGGCAGGUGUCCUCUAGCCAUCUCUAUGGUCACUUGAGGACAGACGGCAUUCAUGACAGGUGUGCCCUCUAACCAGCUCUAUGGCCAGGUACAAAAACAGGCAGGUUUGAGGGCACCUCCUUUCAAUUCCGGCAGAGACGGUAGAGAAGCAAAACAUCCCACACCCACAUUUUUCCUGAUCGAGGCGGGGCCACUCUGGUCUACUUAUUGCCCUGACCCCGCGGAAGGGGUGCCCCAGAGACUAGGGAAAGGAGAUAUCUCACUGGCUUUUUUUUUCUGGUCGGGGAGGGUGGAGCGAGUGGGAAGGGGACAAUAAGUAGACCAGCGACAGCUGUUCCCUCUUUCAUGUGAGCAUGCCAGAUAUUAUAGAGGCAGUGAGCUCACACUGGAAAGCAUGCUUAAAGUAUUUUUAGCAUAUUUGAGCAUAUUAGCGUAUGUGCUACUGUGCAUCUGCUGGUACAGUGUGAAUAUCUUUGAAUGCAUCAAUGUUAACUCUUUAGGGACUAUUGUGAUGAGUCCAAAGACCAACAUUGGAGUGAAUCUGACUUUUGUCUAUGAGAAUAUUUUUAUGAUAAGUUUUACAUAGUUAAUUGUUAGUAGUUCAAAGGAUUAAAAUGGACAGACACAUAAAAUCUGAUUUCCUGAUUUAUCAAUAAGUCAGACAUCUCCAAACCAAUCCCUUAGCUUUUCUCAAACUAAGUAUUUAAGAUAUGUACCAUGAGGCUAUAUACCUUGUUAUUUGGAAAUGGUUCAUGAGAAGAAGUGUUUAGGAUUUCCAAGAGGGAGGGAAAUCUAUCCUGACGGAUCUUAUGGGUUCUUGAGGCAAAUUGUUCAGCAUGAGAAAUGACACGUAGGUACAAAGUUUUUUAUUAAGUCUCUAGGUCAAAUGGGGCAGGGGAAAUGAGGGUUUAAGUGAGACUACUUAUAACAGUGCCACCUACAGGCCAAUUGGUGCCAUUAUUUUUUAUCAAGUUCCUCAUGGCCUCUAGUUUAUGUCUGCCCAGUACCACGUACCUAUAGAAGCAUUUUAGCCACAGACUGUUAUACUAGUUGUCUUUGUUUUAUACAUUUGCAAUUAUAUAAGGAAUCGGUAACUCAUUCUCCUUCUAAGAAACAAGGUUGUCCACUUGAUUUCAACUUCUGAACAAAGUGGACAGGCUAGAAUGCUGUUCAAACAGUUGGAGAUGUACAGAAGGGUAUGUUAAUAAUAAUUCAACUGUUCUACCUUGCUAGCUAGCAAAUAGAUCCAAGUUGGCUUGACUUUAAUUAUAAAGAUGAGCCGUCUACUCACUAGCACGUGGGGGCUUGUGCUUGGUAAUAGAGCUGGGUGGCAAAAAUCUAUAUCGUGAUAAAUUGCCUGAAUUGAUGUGAUAACGAUAAAUAUAAUGAUACGUUUAUAACAUUAACCUCUACAGGAUCGGUGUCGUCCCCCCUCACAGGACGGUUGAGCUAACGUAGACUAAUGUGAUUAGCAUGGGGUUGUAAGAACAUUUUCCAGGACAUAGACAAAUGAUAUAAGCAGAAUGCUUACAUUUUUGUUAAUCUAACUGCACUGUCCAAUUUACAGUAGCUAUUACAGUGAAAGAAUACCAUGCUAUUGUUUGAGGAGAGUGCACAGGUAUGAACUUGAAAAUGUAUCAAUUAACCAAUUAGGCACAUUCAGGCAGACUUCAUACAGAAAUCAUACAGAAAUCCAAUGGUUCAUUGGAUCAGUCGAAAACUUUGCUCAUACACGGCAGGUAGCCUAGGGGUGGCAGGUUAGAGCGUUGGGUCAGUAACCAAAAGGUUUCUGGAAAAUGAACGCUCUCAUCCACGCUCGUCAUAACACUACAGCCAAAAUGGGAGCCACCUGGAAAAACUACAAAUUCUAGCUCAUUUUUUCAAAAAACAAGCCUGAAACUCUUUCUAAAGACUGUUGACAUCUAGUGGAAGCCCUUAGGAACUGCAAUCUGGGAGGAAUUAUUUUUAUAUUCCCAUUGACAGCCAUUCUAAUCAGUGAUGAGCUGGGGGGGAAAAUGCUGGAUGGAUUGUCCUCCGGGUUUCUGCGUGCCAUAUCAGUUCUGUUAUACUCACAGACAUUAUUUUAACAGUUUUGGAAACUUUAGAGUGUUUUCUAUCCAAUACUACCAAUUAUAUGCAUAUCCUAGCUUCUGGUUCUGAGUAACAGGCAGUUUACUUUGGGCACUUCAUUCAUCCUAACUUCCGAAUACUGCCCCCUAGCCCGAAGAAGUUAAACUAUUUCAAUAAAAUAGUGCAUUUAUUAGUGGGUCUUAUGCUUGUGGAAGGCUUAUAUUGAGCCUAAAUAUAAUUAUGCAAGCCCUGAAUUCGUUAGAGUAUUGCUGACUGUUUAAAUGCUGUGUAUUUUACUGUUAAUUGUACAACAAAGCAUAUUUAGAGAACUUUUUUUUUUUAAUUGAAAGAUAUAUCGGGAAUCACCCACAAGUUAAAAUAAAUCGAGAUAUAAUUUUUUGGCCAUGCCCAGCCCUAACUUCAAGUAGUAGAAGAAGAAAAUGUACUACUUCGAAAUGGAGAUGCCUUCAAUGGCGCUGCCCUUAGUCCACUCUUCAGUACAUGACACACUCACAUCAGGCAAGGAUGCACAGGUUUCUUGGAGGCAGAAAUACCCCAUCGUCAACUGCGGCCAUUUUUGUUUAGAAGUAAUAUCUAGAUUUACGUCUAAACAAAAACCCUACUUUGGGUUCUUGUAUGCUUACAAUGUUGUUUUGAUUAUUGCUUGAACAGUCGCUAAGAUUAAAUUUGUUUGUGACCUUUGCAAAAAUACCUAUUUUGGAUCCAGCAGUUGUUAGCUAGAAUGCUAACGGACAUUUUACUGGUUGAAGUUGAAGAGCUUUUUAAGUAUAAUGCCGUUUUUACAUUAUAUUAAGCAAGGCAUUCAUACGAGUCUUAAAAUCCAAUUUUAAUCCUAAAGUAGUCUGAAAUGCACUCAUAAGCAACAUGUAAAUGGAGGCUUCUUUUGCUGGUGGUCUAUGAGAACUCCCCCUUGUUUGCAACCAAUAUAAUAAUAAAUGGUGGGUUAUAUUUUUCCUAUUGGAAAUGUGUUUUUUUGAGUAUCCCAACUCCCCCUGAUACACCCUCGGAGACUGGGGUCAUGGCCAUUAUCAACGGCGACCCUGGAGCAAUUAGGGUUAAGUGCCUUGCUCAAGGGCACAUCCACAGAUUAUUUCCACUUUCUAGGUUAGGUUACCCUUGUGCAGCAAUGUUUGCAAACGCAGAAAGGAGUCUGUUCUCUCACAGACAACAUAAUGGGACAUAUACAGUGUUUCGUCCUCUAACUAUCUCUGUGGUACCAACACCAAGUCAAGUAGCCAUUUUGAUUAAUUGAUCUGUUUUUUCUGUUACAUGUAGUUGCUAAUUGACACACCUUAAAUCACUGUACACACCUUUUGAGCAUUUGCUUAUAUUAUGCUAAUUAAGGCCUCUUUUUUGUGGCUAUUGCAUUGCUGCUUGAAAUCUUUUCGUGAGCUUUAUAUUGUUUGAUUGCCUGCCAUAUGCUAUGCUAUGUAGCCACAGCUAGCUUGCUCUAGCUUUUGUCUUCUAUGCCACAUGCAAUUGCAGCCUCUUUGCCAUGAGAUUUGUUGUAUUGCUGCACUAAUUAUGUAUAGCUUUACUCAUUUACAUUGUAUUUGUAUAUUGUCAUUGCAUUGAUAUUCAUAUUAUACAAGUUAACAGCCACAUAAUUAUGCACAUUAUUGCGUGUUAUUAUUUGUAGAUUUUACUUUUGUAGAUAAACCACACAUACCUGCGUACCAGUAACUCGAGACCUCGGGACUAUAAGGUUCUAACUGUCAUUUUUGUUAAAAUAAACUCAGCAAAAAAAGAAA
This is a messenger RNA of Salmo salar (Atlantic salmon), 7397 nucleotides long. Its product is annotated as volume-regulated anion channel subunit LRRC8C. The record is from RefSeq and is a predicted model, not a curated record. Lineage: Eukaryota; Metazoa; Chordata; Actinopteri; Salmoniformes; Salmonidae. Gene Ontology annotation, molecular function: protein binding. Gene Ontology annotation, cellular component: cytoplasm.